AUUCUUCGUCAGCAGCAUCAACAUCGUCAUCAUCAUCAUCAUCAUCUGCAUAUCAAAAGGUCAUAACAAAUUACUUUGUCGUGUCACUGGCCAUGGCGGAUAUGCUGGUUGCCCUCUGUGCAAUGACAUUUAAUGCGUCUGUGGAGCUGUCCGGUGGCAAAUGGAUGUUCGGACCGUUCAUGUGUAAUGUUUACAACAGUCUGGAUGUUUACUUUUCGACAGCCAGUAUUUUGCAUUUGUGUUGCAUCUCGGUGGACAGAUACUAUGCCAUUGUCCGGCCCCUGGAAUAUCCACUGAAUAUGACACACAAAACCGUUUGUUUUAUGCUGGCCAAUGUCUGGAUACUGCCCGCUCUCAUCUCCUUUACGCCAAUAUUUUUGGGUUGGUAUACAACGGCUGAACAUUUAGAGGAAAUAUCCCAGAAUCCCGAUCAAUGUUCCUUUGUGGUGAACAAAGCCUAUGCCCUAAUAUCCAGUUCGGUUAGUUUUUGGAUACCCGGCAUUGUGAUGUUGGUUAUGUAUUUUCGUAUAUACAAAGAGGCAGUACGUCAACGGAAGGCCUUAAGCCGCACUAGUUCCAACAUUUUGCUAAAUAGUGUACAUAUGGGCCAUACACAACAGCCCACCAAUUUGAAUUAUUUACAUCCCAGUGAAUGUGAAUUAACCCUAACGAGAGAAGAGACUCAUAGUGCCAUAAGUCAUUUUGAGGAGAUACCACAAACCGAUGACGAUGACAAAGAUGAAUGCGAUGAGUUACGGGUGCCCUCACCACCACCCAGACGUCUUAGCCGUAGUAGUAUUGAUUUACGUGAUCUCGAACAGGAACGUUAUGAAAAGGUGACCCACACCGAUAGUGCACCCUCAAUGAUAGCAUUACACUAUGCGGCCACAAGCAAUAAUGCCACACAGCAGCAGCAGCAAUUACAAGUGCCCUGCACCAAUAAGGAUCUCAUCAAUUAUAAUCCGCAAAUUUGGCAGGAUAUGAAAAAUGACUCACCCUUACAGCAAAGCAUUGCCAUACCCAUACCUCAGGUGAAUGGGAAUGGUAAUGGCGGUGGUGGUGGCGGCAACGGUGUUAAACAAUUUACAAAUGCCUCUGCCUCCAGUAGGGAUUCUCUACGCCGGCAGCAGGAUUCAAAUUUCUAUAGAAACUCUGGUUGUGAUUCCGAUCAAUACCACAGCAUAUUUGGUGGUAGCGGUGGCAGUGAUUGUGGCCGGGGACAUUUCCACAGUGAUGACAGCGAGAGCAACGGUUAUUUAAUAAAAUUAAAACAAACUGCCGCUCCUGCAACCCUCAUACCCCUCUCAGAGGAUAAUAAAGAGCUUAAACGUCUUAUUGAAGAUAAUUAUUUGUAUUACAAACGACAGGCGGGUCAAUUGCAAAAGGCCAGUGAUAACCAACAACAGCAGCAACAACAACAACACGAACACAACAAAGAAUUCUUUUCGGGCAAUAAAUAUCCAGCCUUGAGUGAGACUGAUUUUAUACGCAUGAAAAAUGGUGAAAAUCGCCAACGGAGCCAGGCAGCUGGCUCAGGGGCAAAGAAACCCUUUGUCGCCAGUGACUCAGAGUUCCUUAAAAAUUACGACGAUGUGAAGGUGAAAAAGACAAAACAUUUGGAUUCCCUCAAGGAGGGUUCCGUGCAGUCCACCCCCAAAGAGGUUAGCAGUAAGGGAUUUAAUUUAAAAUCUCUGCUCGCGAAAACCAAACGUUCCAGCACGGAAUGUUUUUCGCUGGAAAAGAAACGGCAUCAAGCCAAUUCCGAAGAGAUUAAAUCAAGUCGUUCCCAACUCUUCAAAAGAUCGCGGAAUCGUAAACUCUCCCACAGCUAUAAUGGUGGACUCAAGGAGAGGAAACGUGAUAUGCGUUCCCGCCAACACAGUGACACAGAUUCGGAUGUCUAUUUGCCGAGGCUUUUCGGUGAUAGCAUCGAUUCCACCAGCCGUUACAAUACCCCAGAUAUUCUGCUCGACAUAAAUGUUCUCAAUGAACAAUCAGAGCAAAUGGAUGAACCACAAGCAAGAGAGCAGGACUCGAACAAUAGACAUUCUCCGCCAACUCAUUUCCAGCUGAUCGAUUUGGGUGCAAAUACCGUGCAAGAAGUUGGACCUGAUGAUUUAUCGUUCCUCAAGGACAUAACCUCCAAUGAUUCCCCAUUGUUGCCCUCUACCCCACCACCUUCGCUAUCACCCUCCUCCCUAAUGGAUGCCUCUAUACCGGAGGCCUUUAAGUCCGAUAACAAUUCCACCAUACCCGAAAAAUCACAAAGUUCACAAAAAUCCAGUUCCGAGCUGGUGGAAUUAUUUCGUUCUCUGAGUUUCCCAUCCACCGAACAGUCUUUUCACAAAGAAUCACCCGACAAAUCCCAGAAAUCUACAGAUGCCAGUCACACCUUACGUAAAGAGUCCAUUAAGCAGCGUAUGAGCACCCUAAGCGAUCAGAUUUUGGUGAACAAAAACAGCAGUAAUUUCCUAAUGUCACCACCCAUAACUCCAAACUUUAAUUCCGCCAUAAAUCUGCCGGUUAGUCGGAGUCCCAACACCCUGGGCCAAUCACCAUUUUCGGCAACACCUAGCCUUGUGGGAGGCAAUAGCAUAAAUGUAUAUUUUCUUUCACCACCACCCACCGCCACGGCUACCCAGCCCAUGUUUCCCCUAAGCAGUUCACCAACAACAACAAAUCAUCAUCAGCAUUUUGUUAUUAGUGACACAUCCACCGUGUCCCUGGAUGUUUUUACCACACUGGCUGCAUCACCAACCACCAAUGCCCCCAUCACCCAGCAACAGCAACAACUUGAACCCACAUUACAACCAACGAACAUUUCACCCAAACCGGAAAUUAUUUUAGAUUCCACCCUAACGCCGGCCACCUCAAUGCAACAACAUCGACGUGGUUCCGCCGGCAAUGGCCUUAGCGGCAGUGGCGGUUCUUUAACAGGAGAGGAGAAAGACUUAGCAUCACCUUUAUAUCAACGUCCUGACAGUGAACCGGAAACAACACUCACGACUACCUCUGUUAGUGGUGGUGGACGCAAACGUAGCUCGCUACUGACCGGUUAUGAGGGUAUCCAGACGGUGCGCAAACGUCAAGCCUCCGUGGUCACCUAUGAUGUUAAUGUCAUUAACUUUUCGCAGGACAAUAGCGAUAGUCGAAGUUAUAUACCCAUGGGACGGGUAUCGACGAGUUCGGCAAAGAUAAAACGCGAAUUCGAUCCAGAUUUCUCAAGUAAAUCCUCAUUGAAAAGACGCGGUGGCAUUUGCAUUUUUGUCGACGAGGAAGAAGUCGAACAAAUGCUUGACCACAAUGUGGCCACACAACAUCACCACAAUGGUGUCGACGGUAGUGCCGGUGGUCGUGGUCGCGGUGGUGAUGACGGCAGCGGCGGCGGUGUCACCAAGUGUCUUACAUUCAGUGUCAAUAGUAUGACCCGGGGUAGUGGUGAGCGUAGCAAAUGUCUCUAUUGUGGAGCUGCUUUAAAAGCUCAACAUCAAGCGGAUAAUAGUAGUAAGCGAAACGAUAAGCAAACACGUCACAAAACAAAGACAAUGGCACAGAGGUUAAGAAGCUUCGGCUGGCAUAGAAAUCGGUGGUUGUACAAACACAGAAAGCAACGCCCGGCCGGAUGUCAGUGUGGGGCAAAUGGUGGUUCUGUGAGACCGACAAAAGGUUGGAAGGCCGAACAUAAGGCGGCACGUACACUCGGUAUUAUCAUGGGUGUAUUUCUACUGUGUUGGUUGCCAUUUUUUCUCUGGUACGUGAUAACAUCCCUGUGUGGUCCAGCGUGUCCUUGCCCCGAUGUUGUUGUGGCCGUACUCUUUUGGAUUGGCUAUUUUAAUUCGACGCUUAAUCCGCUCAUUUAUGCUUAUUUUAAUCGUGAUUUUCGAGAAGCAUUUCGCAAUACCCUCGAAUGUGUGCUACCUUGCCUGGAGAAACGUAAUCCCUACAAUGCUUAUUAUGUUUAG
Molecule: messenger RNA, 3962 nt
Organism: Musca vetustissima
Lineage: Eukaryota; Metazoa; Arthropoda; Insecta; Diptera; Muscidae
Product: octopamine receptor beta-3R-like
Exons: 9
Biological process (GO): adenylate cyclase-activating adrenergic receptor signaling pathway
Cellular component (GO): membrane
Molecular function (GO): octopamine receptor activity
Source: RefSeq, a predicted model, not a curated record